UCUUGCAUUCAUGAAUCUUCCUCUUCCUCUUCCACUUGAAAAGUCAAGCUUUGCUGUUUGUUUUCUUAUCUUACGCGUCUUUUCUGUGGUUCUCUACCACACAUUACAAAGCUUCUCAUUUUGUUAUCUCUCCCGUUACUUGCUGAAAGCUUCUCAUUUUGUUAUCUCUCCUCUUCUUCAGUUUCUCAUGCUCUCAUCCAUGGCUUCUUCUUCAUCUCUGAUUUGCAAUUGGAGGUAUCAAGUCUUCCCGAGCUUCUGUGGAAGUGACGUGCGCCAAACCUUUCUUAGCCACGUCCUGGAAGAGCUCAGACGCAGGGGAAUCACACCGUUCAUUGAUAACGAGAUCAAGCGAGGCGAAUCUAUCGGUCCGGAGCUUGUACGAGCGAUCAGAGAAUCAAGGGUCGCCAUUGUCGUGCUCUCGAGGAGCUACGCUUCUUCAAGCUGGUGUUUGGAUGAGUUAGUGGAAAUCAUCAAGUGCAGGGAAGAUCGUCAACAGAAAGUGACGCCCGUUUUCUACCAAGUGGAUCCAUCUGAUGUGAGGAAUCAGACCGGAGAUUUCGGAAAAGCCUUCGAGGAAACCUGUAAGAAAAAAACAGAAGAGGUGACGCAGGCAUGGAGGCAAGCUUUGAAGGAAGUCGCGAAUAUAGCUGGUUAUCACUCUAGCAACUGGAGCAAUGAAGCUGAUUUAAUCAACAAUAUUGCCUUAUAUGUUAUGGGUGUGUUGGGUAUGACACCGUCAAAGGAUUUUGAUGACUUUAUUGGCAUAAGAGCUCGUACCACGGAGAUAAUUUCGUCGCUGAUCCUACUACCAGAUGAAGUUAAGAUGUUUGGAAUUUUGGGUCCUACUGGGAUUGGUAAGACGAGCACUGCCAGGAAUUUUUUUGAACAAUUCUCUGCUGGUUUUCAAUUCAGCGCGUUUUUCAAGAAUAUCAGAGAGAGAUGUGCGAGGGCUGGUUACAUUGACGACUAUCAAUCGAAGUUGUGUUUGCAGGAAGAGUUGUUGUCUAAAAUUUUCAAGCAAAGGGACAUUGAGGUGAGUCACUUGGGAGUGGCUCGAGAAAAGCUGGGAGACAAAAAAGUGUUGGUCGUUCUUGAUGAAGUGGAUUCCUUGUGGCAACUGGACGCAAUGGCAAAACAGCCUGGAUGGUUUGGUCGCGGAAGUAUUAUUAUCAUUAUCUCUGAAGAUAGAAGAAUUUUCACGGCACAGGGGAUCAAUCAAAUUUACGAGAUGAAACUUCCAACUUGGGAUGAGGCUCUUCAAAUUUUCUGCCUAUAUGCUUUCGGUCAAAAGUAUCCGAAAGAUGGUUUUGAAGAGCUUGCUUGGGAAGUUUCUGGACUCGCAGGUCAACUACCGCUAGGCCUGAAAGUUAUGGGAUCGUAUCUACGAGGAAUUUUGUCCAGAGACCAGUGGAUAGACGCACUACCAAGGCUCAGGUCUAGCCUUCACAGAGAAAUCGAAUCAACUCUGAGAUUUAGCUACAACGUCUUAAGUGAUGAUAAAGAUAAGGAUCUUUUUCUGUAUAUUGCAUGUUUCUUUGUUGGUUACGAGGUUGAUUGCGUUAAGAGGUGUCUUGCAAAUUGUGGUUUGGAAGUCGACCACGGGCUUCAAAACUUAUUCGAUAAAUCUCUCAUAUACAUCACAGACGACGAAAUCGUAGAGAUGCAUAUUUUACUGCAGCAAAUGGGUAGAGAAAUUGUCAAAAAACAGUCUUUGGACGAGCCUGGAAAGCGACAGUUCUUGAUGGAUGCCGAGGAGAUUCGUGAUGUACUUGAGAAAAAUACUGGUACUGGAACUGUUCUAGGCAUAACACUCCUUGACCAUCGGGAAAUCGAAAUAAGUAAAAGCGCUUUCCAAGGGAUGCAUAAUCUCCGGUUUCUAAAAGUCCACUCUGAUAGAUUACGCAUACCUCCCGAAGGCCUCAACUGUCUUCCCGACAAACUCAGAUUGAUACAUUGGAAGGACUGUAGAAUGAGAUUUUGGCCUUCCAAGUUCUCUGGCGAGUUUCUUGUGGAACUUGUCAUGUGGUAUAGCGAACUUGAGAAACUGUGGGACGGUAUCAAACCUCUCCCAUGCCUCAAGUUGAUGGAUUUGAAGUAUUCUAGGUAUCUGAGAGAGAUUCCAGAUCUCUCAAAAGCAACGAGUCUCGAGAAACUAGAUCUCUAUGCCUGCGAAUGUUUGUUAGAGCUCCCAAGCUCUAUCGGGAAUGCCACGAAUCUCAAAAAAUUGAUUCUUAGCAGUUGUCAUUUGUUGAAGAAACUACCCUCUUCAAUCGGUAGGUUAAUCAAUCUCAAGCGAUUGGACGCCAAAGAUUGCCCCAAUUUGGUAGAGCUUCCUUCUAUUGGCAACCUUCACAAAUUGCAGAAGUUGUAUAUGAGUAAUUGCAAAAAGCUAGAGACGUUUCCUACCAACAUCAACUUGGAAUCUCUCUCUUGCGUUAAUCUCUCGAGAUGUUAUCGAUUGAACACGUUUCCAGAUAUUUCAACAAACAUGAAAGAACUCAAUCUGAGGCAUACUGCGAUAAAGGAAGUGCCAUCAUCAAUCAGCUCUUGGUCGUGUCUACAUAGAUUGGAUAUGUCAUGGUGCAGAAACCUCAGGGAGUUCCCAAGAGUUCCUGACAGCAUUGUAGACUUGAAAUUGAGCAAGACAGGGAUAAGGGAAGUUCCUCCAUGGAUUGAGAAUCUAUUUCGUCUGAAGGAACUAAUUAUGUAUGGAUGCGAGAAGCUGAACACUAUAUCUCCAAACAUUUCUAACUUGGAGAAUCUUCAAUAUCUUAAUCUGAAUAUGUGGUACUAUUCUGAAUAUUCUGAUGACGAGUACGGUUCGGAUUUUAUACUGGAUGAAGAGAGUGGAGAUGGUGACAGUGGCGAUGAUGAAAUGGAUGACGAGAAUGGCCAUGGUGAUUUUGAAGCGGUAAUCGAGUGGGACACUGACGUAAAGCUCCGUUGGAGAUUAAUAUCAGACUUCGAUAUUCACUACAUUUUACCGAUAUGUCUACCCGCAAAGGCGCUUACAUCUCCAAUAUCGCUUCGUCUCGAAAUUAAUGGUUUCAAGACUAUUCCAGAUUGCAUCAGGCGUCUCUCCGGAUUAUGUAAGCUUGACAUCAGUGAAUGUAGACAGCUCGUAGCACUUCCACAGCUUCCAGGUUCCCUUCUAUCUCUAGUUGCAGAAAACUGCGUUUCCUUGAAGAGAAUAGACUCUUCUCUGCAAAACCCAAAUAUCGAGCUAAACGUUGCUAUGUGCACCGACCUGAACCAAGAAGCGACAGAGCUCAUCCAGACAUCAGCUUGCAAAUUUGCGCUCUUACCGGGUGUACAAGUGCCUGCACACUUCACACACCAAGCUACUUCAGAUUCCAUAUGGAUCAAUUUGACUCCAAGGCCUCUUCCUUCAUCCUUCAGAUUCAAAGCUUGCAUCUUGCUGUCACGAGUCAAGAAUAAUUCUUUUGUGGGUUAUGGAGAGGUUGAGAAUUCAACGAUGUGUGUGUCUUGUCGCGUCAGGGGUAAACAAAAUGGCCUCGUUGUCCAUUAUGGAUCAAACGAGCACCAUAUGCCAGUUAUAAAUUCCAGAUGGAUAUUGUUUGCAAAUGAAUAUCCAGAGCAUCUGUAUAUAUUUGAAGAUUCUUUCUGUCUAAACAAGGAUUACCCUGAAGCCGAAGAAGCCACUUUGAGCGAGCUUGUGUUUAAGUUCAUAUCCCAUGAUAAAUGGUGGAAGGUGAAAGGCUGCGGUGUACGACUUUUGGAGGUCCCUCAUUGUAUUCUUGACGGAAAAGAAACUGAAGACGAACAAUGUAAUGGCAUAAACAUGGAGGCCAACACUGAAGCUGAACAAGGAGAAGAAUCUGAAGGUAUGAGGAUGCAGAUACGAGGAGCAUGAAACAAAUGAGGUUAAGCCUUGUGUAGGUAUUGGAAACUGUGAUAUUGUUAGAUUUUCUGAUUCCGUGCAAUGUAAUUCUCCAAGAAGAGAGAAGCUCAAUCUCAACACCCCAGCACAAUUAAUCUGGGGUUUGUUUAUUCGGGGUCCAAAAAAAAUCAUUGGAUUUAAUAAAACGGAGAAGCACUUGCCUGAUCAACGGAUUCUCGAUGCCUGCUCUUAUACCAUAAACAAACUUCCGUUAAAAGGAAGCGAAAACAGAAGAGGUAAAGGUCCAAAACCCACAUCUUCCUCGACCAUUUUAUUUCAGGAACUAUAUUGACACAGCUCCGGAAUGCAUCACACGUCACUGGAAGCUGCCUUUUUCUGAAUUCAUCAGGAUCAGUCUCCAGCAAUAUAGAGAAUAAUUUCAUUUGGUUCGAUGAACUAAGGUCAGAGGAAGAAUGGCAUGAUGAUGAUGAGUGAAAGCGUUUUUUUUUUCUUUCUUUCUUUUUUUUUUCUUCUUUUUGGACCCAUCUUAGUGUUGUGGAAUUGUUCUAGGU
Messenger RNA from Eutrema salsugineum, 4413 nucleotides. Its product is annotated as disease resistance-like protein DSC2. The transcript has 4 exons. Lineage: Eukaryota; Viridiplantae; Streptophyta; Magnoliopsida; Brassicales; Brassicaceae. Gene Ontology annotation, molecular function: ADP binding. The coding region runs from base 11 to 3874 and encodes 1287 amino acids. The record is from RefSeq and is a predicted model, not a curated record. Gene Ontology annotation, biological process: defense response; signal transduction.